GCAUGGACCAACGUCGAUUUUUAUUGGACAUUCUGAGAGUCGUCCUCCUGUUCAGAGGGUGGUGAUAAUGCACAUACCUUGCUUGCCACGUAACAAGAAGAAGAAAAAGUUGCACGGGAACGCGAGUGGAGUCGUCCUGAAGCGCAACUUAAUUUCAUAGGCUCCUCAAGAAAUACGCACUGAGUAAGGUUUGGCUGUAGCCGCUGGAUAGGUACCCACCCACCAACAUGCAUGGUUCCAAAUGCUCCAUGCGGCGCCAUACUUGAAAAUGGCGUAUGCUAACAUGCCGAAGCUAAUCUGCACGCUCUUGACCCCCUGCCCAGCACAGACAAAAUGGAGGGAACUACAAUUACAGGAAGUGACAUAAGACAGGCCUGAAACCAGUCAAUCUCUCUGGAGAGAGAGAGAGAAGCGGGACUCUGCUUUUAAAAUGAGUCUUUCUACGGACACAGAGGAGGAAGGCACUGCCUCUAAAUUAAGCCUUGCUGCUGAGAGAGAGGAGUCUGUUGCUCACCACCAGACUGAGAGAGCAGCAUCUCAGGUAGCCAGUUGUGUAUCCAUGAAGAGUGACCACUCCAUGGUGGAUCCAUCAUGUUCCAGUGGAGAAUCUCCCUCCAACCCAGAAGAGAACACCCAGAGAGCAGCAUCUCCAGUGCCCAGUUGUGUGUCCAUGAAGAGUGAUAUCUCCAUGAAGAUACCCCCUGACUUCAGUGAUGAGAAACCUUUUAAUCCAAGAGAGAAGACCCAGAGAGCAGCAUCUCCAGUACCCAGUUGUGUGUCCAUGAAGAGUGAUAUCUCCAUGAAGAUAUCCCCUGACUUAAGUGAUGAGAAACCUUCUUUUAAUCCAAGAGAGAACACCCAGAGAACAUCAUCUCCAGUGCCCAGUUGUGUGUCCAUGAAGAGUGAUAUCUCCAUGAAGAUACCCCCUGACUUAAGUGAUGAGAAACCUUCUUUUAAUCCAAUAAGAGAGACAACCCAAAUAGCAGCAUCUGAAGUGCCCAGCUGUGUCUCCAUGAAGAGUGAUAUAUCCAUGAAGAUACCCCUUGACUUCAGUGUUGAGAAGCCUCCAAGUGAGGAGAGGGAAGGUCUGGUCCUUGAUCAGUCCAAGAGUGGUGUAUGUGAGCUGGUCCCUAACGAUCCAAUCCAGCAGCAGAAUUCUUACCAGCCAGUGGAUAAUGUACUGCAGCUUAUUAAAGCGAGACACAAAUCCAGCAUGAAGACCAAGUACAAGAGCCUAUCUGAAGGACUCAAAAUACAAGAGAAUAAAACUCUUCUGAAAGAGUUUUACACUCAACUCUACAUCAUAGAAGGACAGAGUGAAGGGGUGAAUAAAGAACAUGAAGUUUUACAGAUAGAGAAAAUAUCCUGGAAACACUUAAAAGACAAGCCAAUCGACUGCAAUGACAUUUUUGUAAAUAUACCUGAACAAAGUGAAAAAAUAAAGGCAGCGCUUACUAAAGGAAUUGCUGGAAUUGGGAAAACCGUCUCUGUGCAUAAGUUCAUUCUAGACUGGACGGAGGGAAAAGCCAAUAAGGAUGUAGAUUUCAUGUUCUUGUUUCCUUUCCGUGAGCUGAAUUUGAUUAGAAAUGACCAGUACAGCCUCCAUAGUCUUCUAGUUUACUUCUAUCCGGAACUUCAAGGUGUAGACUCAAAGAUAUAUGACAAGUGUAAAGUUGUGUUCAUAUUUGAUGGCCUGGAUGAAAGCAGAAUUCCACUCAAAUUUUUAGACUGUGAGAAGGUAUCUGUGGUUACUGUGGCAUCGUCAGUGGAUGUGUUGAUGACGAACCUCAUCAAAGGAGAGCUGCUUCCAUCUGCUCUCAUCUGGAUAACCUCCAGACCAGCAGCAACCAAUCAGAUCCCCCCUCAAUACAUCAACCGUGUGACAGAAGUUGAGGGCUUUAAUGACCCUCAGAAGGAGGAAUACUUCAGGAAAAGAGUCCCUGAUGAACAUCAAGCCGAGAAAAUCAUCUCACACAUUAAAACAACAAGGAGCCUACACAUCAUGUGCCACAUACCAGUUUUUUGCUGGAUCUCAGCUACUGUGCUUCAGAAGAUCCUGGAGGAAGAUGACAGGGCAGAAAUCCCUAAAUCUCUGACUGAAAUGUACAUACAUUUCCUGCUCAUUCAGACAAAUGUAAAGCACGAGAAGUUUGAUAAGGGAGAUGAGAGUGAUCUAAAGAAGCUCCUACAGUCAAACAGAGAAGUGAUUCUGAAACUUACAGAGCUGGCCUUCAAACAACUGAUGAAGGGCAAUAUCAUGUUCUAUGAUGAGGACCUGAGAGAGUGUGGCAUAGAUAUCACUGAGGCUUCAGUGUACUGUGGGUUAUGUACCGAGAUCUUUAAGGAGGAGUCUGUGCUUAAUCAGAGGAAGGUCUACAGCUUCAUACAUCUGAGCUUUCAGGAGUUUUUUGCUGCUCUCUAUGUGUUUCUUUGUUUUGCAAGCAAUAACAUGCAGGCAGUUCAUUCCUUCCUGGCAGAUGAUGAAGAGUUGAACAAGACAAGUGAGGAAGAUGGAUCUGAGAAAGAUUCAUUGUAUAAACUACAAAAAGCAAUGGUUGACAAAGCCUUACAGAACGAAAAUGGACAUCUGGAUCUUUUUCUGAGGUUCUUUCUUGGAAUCUCACUGGACUUCAAUCAGAGUCUCCUUGAAGGUCUACUGACUCAUACACAGAAGAGCUCUGGGAGCAUUGAGAAAACUAUUAAGUACAUUACAGACAGUGUCAAAGAUGUAAGAAAUGAAUGUGUCUACCCUUUAUAUGCUACACAUCAUGUCUCAUCUGAGAGAUACAUCAACCUUUUCCUCUGCCUGCUGGAAAUGAGAGACCAGUCUCUUCACAGAGAAAUUCAGGAACUUCUAAAAUCAGAUGAACGCUCAGACAGUAUACUCUCUGCUGCACACUGUUCAGCAAUGGCAUACAUUCUUCAGAUGUCAGGGGAGGUGCUGCAUGAGUUUGACCUUAAGAAAUUCAAUACAUCAGAAGAGGGUGCUCGAAGACUGGUACCAGUUGUAAUGAACUGCAGAAAAGCAUUAUUUGUGAAUGGUUAUCUCACUGAGCAGUCCUGCAAAAUUCUGGCCACAGCUCUACAAGCUGCAAACUCACCCCUAAGAGAGCUGGACCUCCAUAACAAUGAGGUGCAGGAUUCAGGAAUGAAGCUGCUCUUGACUGGCUUGAUGAGCCCAGAGUGUAACCUGGAGAUCUUUGGAUUGGCAUGCUGUAAACUCUCUGAUCAGUCCUGUGAAGCUAUGGCCUCAGCUCUACAAUCAGAGACCCUUCCCUUGAGAGAGCUGGAUCUAAGUAAUAACAAUCUGCAGGAUUCAGGGGUGAAUCUGAUCUCUGCUGGGCUGGUGAAUAACCCUAACUGUAAACUGGAGAUACUGAGGCUGGCCAUGUGUAAUCUCACUCAUGAGUCCUGUGAGGUUUUUGCCUCAGGUCUCCAAUCAGAAUCCCUGCCCUUGAGAGAGCUGGACCUGAGUAACAACGACCUGCAGGAUUCAGGAGUGAAUCUGAUCUCUGCUGGGCUGAAGAACCCACAUUGUAAACUGGAACUACUGAGAUUGUCUGGCUGUCUAGUCACAGUGGAUGGCUGUUCAUACCUGGCUUCAGCUCUGAUUUCAAACCCUUCACACCUAAUAGAGCUUGAUUUGAGCUACAAUCACCCAGGAGACACAGGAGUGAAGCUACUCUCUGCUAGACUGCAGGAUCCACAUUGCAAACUGAAGAGACUGAACGUGGACCAUGAUGAAGAGUUCAGGAUUACACCAGGAAUACGAAAAUAUAACUGUGAACUAACACUGGACCCAAACACAGCGCACAUGGAACUCUCUCUGUCUGAAGGGGACAGACAGGUGACACAUGUGAAAGAGAAGCAGUCAUAUCCUGAUCAUCCGGAAAGGUUUGAGCAACGGCGUCAGGUGAUAAGUAGAGAGAGUCUGUCUGGACGCUACUACUGGGAGGCUGAGUUGAGUGGUUUCAGUGCUGAUAUAGCAGUGACGUACAAAGGAAUCAUUAGAAAAGGAGAAGGAAACAACUGCGUAUUUGGAUACAGUGACAAGUCCUGGAAUCUAAACUGCUUCAAGAACAAUUACUGUGCCUGGCAUGAUCAUAAUUACACAGAUAUACCUGCCCCCAUAUCUUUGACCAAAAGGGUAGGAGUGUAUCUAGACUGGUUGGCUGGCACCCUGUCUUUCUACAGCAUCUCCCCUGACACACGCACACUUACUCAUUUACAUACAUUCUACUCUCCAUUCACUGAGCCUCUCUAUGCAGGGUUUGGUGUUUCUAGCUCCUGGGUACGCCUGUGUCCUAGGACAGAUGUUUUCAAUUGACGAUAAUAAGAAAUAGUGAUAUAGCCACAGUGAAACUAUAGUGUAUUAUUAUGGCUACCGCCAGCACUUGCGCAGUGUGAUCUGGUUUUUCUAGGGUUUUUUACAUAAUUUUUCACUUUCAUUUGGUGGGCAUGUAGUCCCACUGGACUGAUACAAAAUAGAAGCUUUUCGUCCCAGGGGGUCACUACCCGACCACGCUGGCCUCCCUAAAGCGGGUUAUUCUGUCAAAAACGAAAGCAGUUUUUACAGAAUAACCCGCCAACCCAUCUGCCCAAGAUUGCAUCCGUGCAUUACAUCAAUUGGAGAGCAGCAUCUAGUGUGCAGACUUCUUAAAUCUACGCACACGCCCCCAAACACAGGAACACAGAGCCACACGCUGACACACACACACAAAUGCAGCGGCAGCAGUACACAAUGUAUGUCUUUGUAUAGACAUACACACAUACUGUAUACACUCACACACACACACAUGCAUACACAGGCACACUGGCAGUGCACACUUUUUGUACUCAUGAGUCUUCACUUCCUAUUCAUCAGUUCCUUUAUUAACCAUGUGCUUGUGUUCUGUUUACCUCUUUGUUACCUUACCUCAUGCAUUGAAAGCACGUCCUCUAAAUUUCAGUUGACUUAUGGUUGCAGUGUGGCUGUUAUCUGUUAAAUCUGUUAACAUCAGCACCGAAAUGAAAAUCGACAGAUAAAACAGCUGUAACACAAA
Molecule: messenger RNA, 5042 nt
Organism: Alosa alosa (allis shad)
Lineage: Eukaryota; Metazoa; Chordata; Actinopteri; Clupeiformes; Clupeidae
Product: NACHT, LRR and PYD domains-containing protein 12-like
Exons: 13
Coding region: 431-4327 (1298 amino acids)
Molecular function (GO): protein binding
Source: RefSeq, a predicted model, not a curated record